Elgaria multicarinata webbii is the source of this 1485-nucleotide messenger RNA. Its product is annotated as glutamate dehydrogenase 1, mitochondrial-like. The transcript is spliced from 12 exons. Gene Ontology annotation, biological process: L-glutamate catabolic process. The coding region runs from base 16 to 1485 and encodes 489 amino acids. Gene Ontology annotation, molecular function: L-glutamate dehydrogenase (NAD+) activity. The record is from RefSeq and is a predicted model, not a curated record. Lineage: Eukaryota; Metazoa; Chordata; Lepidosauria; Squamata; Anguidae. Gene Ontology annotation, cellular component: mitochondrion.
CCCAGCUUCCUGGGCAUGGUGGAGAUAUUCUGUGAGCGGGCGGCGCGAGUGGUAGAGAAGGAGCUGGUGAAGCGGCUCCGCACUCCCAAGGACGAGAACGAGCGAGAGCAGCGGGUUCGCGGGAUCCUCGACACGAUCCGGAACUGUGGCCACGUCCUGGAGGUGGCCUUCCCCAUUCGCAGGGACAGUGGCAGCUGGGAAGUGAUCAAAGGCUGCCGGGCUCAACACAGCCAGCACCGCACGCCCUGCAAAGGGGGGAUUCGUUACAGUCAAUCAGUUAGAGUUGAUGAAGUAAAAGCCUUAGCCGCUUUGAUGACAUACAAAUGUGCAGUGGUAGAUGUUCCGUUUGGUGGAGCUAAGGCCGGUGUGACUAUUGAUCCAAAGAAUUACUCAGAGAAUGAACUGGAAAAAAUAACAAGACAAUUCACAAUAGAAUUGGCCAAGAAGGGAUUUAUAGGUCCUGGAAUUGAUGUAGCUGCUCCUGACAUCAGUACAGGAGAAAGGGAGAUGUCCUGGAUCGCUGAUACUUACAGCAACACUGUUGGUUACAGGGAUAUCAACUCCUAUGCUUGUGUGACAGGGAAGCCCAUCAGUCAGGGAGGAAUCCAUGGACGAAUCUCAGCGACAGGCCGUGGAAUUUUACAUGGAAUUGAAAACUACAUCAACAGCACAGCAUACAUGGAUCUCAUUGGCCUCAAAACUGGAUUCUCUGGCAAAACAUUUGUAUUGCAGGGCUUUGGCAAUGUGGGUCUGCACUCCAUGCGAUAUCUGCACCGCUAUGGAGCUCGCUGCAUUUGUGUGGGGGAGUUAGAUGGUGCCAUCUAUAAUGCUGAUGGGAUUGACCCCAAGGAACUGCAAGAUUAUAAGCAGGAGCAUGGCACUAUAGUUGGCUUUCCAAAGGCUAAGAGACUUGAAGGCAGUGCCCUUGAAGUACCUUGUGAUAUCCUCAUCCCAGCUGCUAUUGAGAAACAGCUCACAAAGGCGAAUGCUCAUCAUAUCAACGCAAAGAUCAUUGCUGAAGGUGCUAAUGGCCCCACAACCCCAGGAGCCCAUGACAUUUUCCUGCAAAGAAAGAUCCUUGUCCUCCCGGAUUUGUACAUAAAUGCAGGUGGUGUGACAGUCUCCUUCUUCGAGUGGCUGAAGAACCUGAACCAUGUCAGCUAUGGGCGCCUCACUUUCAAAUAUGAGCGUGACUCUAAUUACCAUCUGCUGAUGUCAGUGCAGCAAAGUCUGGAGAGAAAGUUUGGGAAGGUCAAUGGAGAAAUCCCUAUUGUGCCCACACCAGAAUUUCAGGCCAGGGUGUCAGGUGCCUCAGAGAAGGAUAUUGUGCACUCAGGUCUAGCUUUCACCAUGGAACGUUCAGCCAGGCAAAUCAUGGAUGCAGCUACAAGAUACAACCUAGGUUUAGAUCAAAGAACUGCUGCCUACGUGUGCGCCAUUGAAAAAGUCUUUAAGGUUUACAGUGAGUCAAGUUUCACUUACUGA